Messenger RNA from Ornithodoros turicata, 3551 nucleotides. Its product is annotated as kinesin-like protein KIF11. Gene Ontology annotation, cellular component: nucleus; mitotic spindle; spindle microtubule. Lineage: Eukaryota; Metazoa; Arthropoda; Arachnida; Ixodida; Argasidae. The coding region runs from base 137 to 3253 and encodes 1038 amino acids. Gene Ontology annotation, biological process: mitotic spindle assembly; microtubule-based movement; spindle elongation. The record is from RefSeq and is a predicted model, not a curated record. Gene Ontology annotation, molecular function: ATP binding; plus-end-directed microtubule motor activity; microtubule binding. The transcript has 24 exons.
AUUUGACGACUGUGAACCAAUGAGCGCUCACCGUGGAAUGGAACGCUUUUAAAACGCGCAGAGCAGUGCAUUGUUUAGCCGGUUUUGUUGGUUUUAUAUUCCCCUUGUUGUUUUAUUCGUACACUUCUGUGCAAGCAUGUCGAGGAAAAACCAACAUAUUCAAGUCUUUGUGCGAUGCAGGCCACCGACUGCCAGUGAGAAGAAAUCUGGUAGCGCCUCCGUCGUCGAAGUAAAACAGGACAAGAAAGAGGUCCUCGUCAAGGACCGUCUUUGCCCAGAUAGGAACAAGGCCUUCUCCUUUGACCAUGUCUUUCCUGGCACAGCUCAGCAGAUUGAAGUGUACCAGGCUGUCAUGGGGCCCACCAUCAACGAAGUCCUCAUGGGCUAUAACUGUACAGUAUUUGCCUAUGGCCAGACAGGCACAGGGAAGACAUACACCAUGGAGGGUGAACGAUCCAACAUGAACCUAAGCUGGAACCAAGACCCAUCAGCCGGCAUUAUACCGCGAACGCUUCACCAGCUGUUCGAAACCCUCCAGGGCUUGGACCUAGAGUUCACCAUCCGUGUCUCCUUCCUCGAACUAUACAACGAAGAACUGUUCGACCUGCUCAGUGCCCACGAGGACACGACGAGGCUCAAAAUCUUUGAGGACUCCACCAAAAAGGGCUCUGUCAUCAUUCAAGGUCUGGAGGAGAUCACUGUGCAUACACGCGACGAGGUUUUCUUCAUUCUGGAAAAAGGAGCCGCAAAGCGUCAGACUGCAGCAACGUUGAUGAACGCCACGUCCUCCCGCAGUCACACUGUGUUCUCGAUCACCGUUCACAUCCGCGAGAACACUGACGACGGUGAAGAGCUCCUAAAGACCGGGAAACUCAACUUGGUGGACUUGGCGGGCAGCGAGAACAUUGGACGUUCGGGAGCUGUUGACCGUCGUGCACGAGAAGCAGGCAACAUCAACCAGAGCCUGCUCACCCUUGGCAGGGUCAUCACGGCGCUUGUUGAUAAAGCACCUCAUGUACCAUACAGGGAAAGCAAACUGACAAGGCUUCUGCAAGACUCCCUUGGUGGCCGGACAAAGACUUCUAUCAUUGCAACCAUUUCGCCGGCAGUGAUCAACCUCGACGAGACGUUGAGCACACUCGACUAUGCCCAUCGCGCCAAGAACAUCACAAACCGGCCGGAAAUCAACCAGAAGAUGACGAAGCGCGCACUGAUCAAGGAAUACACUGAAGAAAUUGAACGCCUGCGCAGAGACCUGGUGGCCUCUCGGGAAAAGAAUGGCAUCUUUGUUGAUGAAGAAAAUUACAGGAGCAUGGAAACAAAGCUGAACACUCAGUCGCAAGAAAUUGUGGAGAAAUGUGAACAGCUUGCUGCACUGACGGAGAAACUGCAACAUCUUUCAGAGUUGUUUACAUCAACAAAGAAGGAAGUCGAGGAAAAGACUAGGGUCCUCAACGAGACCUCUCGAGACCUUGACGUUACCAGGGACAUACUGAACAGCACUAAAGUGGUUCUCCAGAAGACAGAGACAGAACGUAAUGAACAGCAGCAUCUGGUCAAAGUGCACAGUCAGACGGAGGUUGCCCUGUCACAGACCGCAUCCACUCUGGUAGCCGUUGCAAGAACGACAACAAAAGACAUUGACCUGCUGCAGCAUAAGCUGUGGAGGAAAUCCGAGAUUGACGAGGUGAACAAAUCCCACCUGUCGAGCUUGGGUGAUAUGCUAGAAGGGAAGCUUGCAACCACGAGGCAACAGAUUAGUGAAAGAACAGCAUCCCAGAAGCUGGUCCUAGACGACAUUGUGGGCUCUCUCCGUGCUCUGCAGCAGAACAUUCAAGAACAGUGGCAUGCAGUGAAGACGUUUGCCUCGGAGACCAGGAGCCGCGAGGAAGAAACUGCCUCUCUUCACAGUAGUGUGUGUGCAACCUCCAGGCAACAAGCAGCAGAGGCCCUCGACAAGAUGACUGCUGCACAGAGUGGCAGCCUUGCACAAAACAAGGAGACUGUGGAGAAAACAAAGACUUCGAUUUCCACAACAGUCGAGGGAACCCGAACAGAUCUGAAGCAUCUGGAAGACUUCUGUGAAUCCCUUGUGGGCCAAGUGACAGAGGCUUGUGGCCGCAUUACACAGACUGUCGCUCAUUACGGGGAGGAGGAAGCGAGCCUUCUCGAUGCAAUGUGCCACGAGAUGGAGGAGACGAGCUCUGCCCUUGUUCAGGAAACAAAUCUUUGUGAACAGCAGGCACAGCAGUUGAGCACGCUCAUGAAAGAAGCUGACCAGAAAAUGGACUCUGCCAUGGAAGCAGUGUACCAUCAAUUGAACGCCAUGAAGCAAGAUAGGAAGAGAGUGACAGCGAUGGUGACAGAUCAUCUUGGCAAGGUUGCCGACAGCAGUUCAAAGGCUACCGAGCUACAAUCUCUGUUCACCAUUAGCGCAUCUCGUGCAAGGCAAGCCCAUACUUCCAUGGCGGCCACAUUUGCGUCGGACUGUUCGUCCAUAUGCACAGAUAUCAACACUGCUGUUCAGGAUCGCACAGCUGAGCUGAAGCAAGCUCAGGCAGCAGCAGAUGCUGCACUUGUGGCCCUGGACCGAGAAAGCACGGCUCAGCUUGACAAUCUGACGCGGGCCAUGGACGACCAGACGCAGUCCUCCGCUGACGCUAAUGUCUGCUUCCUGGCUGACCACGAGAGCUGCAUGUCCAAGCUGGAUACACUGCUGGAGGAACAAAACAAGAAGUCUGCACUGGCACAAAGUGACCUCCUGGCUUCAUCAGAAGGAGCCACAAAUGACCUGAUGAGUGGCUGCCACAAGACAAUCGAGCAGGUGCAGGCAGUGGCUACCCUCGUUGAAGCUGCAGAUGAGGAGGUUGCGUGCAAUGUCCACAGCUGUAAGGGCAUCCUCGCUCAACUUGAAAAGGACAUGGUGGUUUAUCAACCAACAGGAUGCACUCCUCAACGGAAGGACUACCCCUUCCCCACCGAGCUCCCACAUACCUCUCCGGACGAGGUGAUCCUCCAGCGUCUGCGGGCAGCAGAGGAACGCCUCAGUCCGGUGCCUUUUCCCCCAUCUGGCACGAUGCACGCUGAGGAGCAGAGCUCGAGCGAAGGGAAGUUGUCCGCAGCUUCCUCAAUGGAUUCCCUGGCCUCCUCCACUGAGGGUGCUACAAAAGAAAAUAUCGCCAAGCCCAAGGCAAAAAGGACUAAGCGACACCAGGUAUCGUCCAAGCGUGGGAUAUUGGUACCAAACAACUGAUGGGGGUACCUGACUUCAUUUAUUAUGACAUUGUAAAUUUUUUAUUUCAAUUUUAACCUUUUAAUAAUGCCAUACAGGUGGUAUCUUGCAGUAAAUUUAUCGGCAUGUGUUCAUAUAGGUAACACAUACUGUGUUGCCACAAUUGAACCACUAAGUUUAAUUCAUUCAUUCAUCUUAUUUCAUGCCUAUAGUGCUUGUGUGGGUGAAGAUGUAUGCACCUGUGAUGUGAUGACCAUGUGUGAUGACACAAUGCACCUCUGAUGGCAAUGCCACAAUAAAAUUGUCAUAUUUUUGCCAA